CAUACUGGCAUCACAAGAUCGUGAUACAAUUCUCACUUCGCGACAGGGACAUAAUGGAGAGCAAAGCAGAGUGGGAGACUGCUGAUAAUAGCAGGAGUCUCUCUGGCGGGGGAGAGGAGAGAAACCCUGCCUCCAAAAUGAGUAUCUCUGGGGAGAACAACUCUGAUGAACCCAUGGGCAAAAUCCAAUCAGAGAGACCAGACUCACCUGUACCCAGCUGUGUGUCCUUGAAGAGUGACCAGUCCAAGAGAGAACCUAUAGAAUUCAGAGAAGGACCUUUUCAAUCUGACCAAAGGGUCCAGCAGGAGAGACCAGACUCCCCUUUACCCAGUGGUAUAUCCAUGAAGAGUGAACAGUCAAAGAGAGAGCCUAUAGAAUUCCGGAGUGGAGACUUUCCUCCAAAACAAGGAGUUCCCAGAGACCAACAUGAGAAGUCAGAAUCAGAGUCAGAGAUUCCGAAUGGUCAGUCUGCCCCAAGUCAUGAAAUGGACCUGUCCUCCAUAUUUGAGUUGCUUGAAGGCAAUGUCAUCACUUUUGUGAAGAAUGAAUUGAAGAGGUUACAGAGGAUUCUUUGUAAAGAUUACACAGAUAAACAUACUAAAGAUGAGAAGCAGGAGAGCAGCGCCAGAGAAGGGGCUCUGAAGAUCACGCUGCACGUUCUGAGGAACAUGAACCAGAAGGAGCUUGCUGACUCGCUGGAGAAACGUAAGAAUUCAAGCCUUUGUUGGUCGGAGGCUAGAUCCUCUUGA
Molecule: messenger RNA, 749 nt
Organism: Coregonus clupeaformis (lake whitefish)
Lineage: Eukaryota; Metazoa; Chordata; Actinopteri; Salmoniformes; Salmonidae
Exons: 6
Coding region: 54-749 (231 amino acids)
Source: RefSeq, a predicted model, not a curated record